AUGACGGCCGUGGGAGGUUUUUCCUCUUCGCUGGCGGGGGCGCCGGUCGAGCCAUUCCUUCGCGGAACCUUGCGGCGGCCCUUGACCUCCUCGUCGCCCUCCUUUGCCUCCUCUUCUCCCAUUUCCCCCAUCCAGGGGGUCCGGUACUCUCCAUCCCGGAAGGGGGCCCUCCCAAUAUGCAUGGCGAUGGCUGAUCAGGAAUCGGACAAGUUGGUCGCAGCAGCGGAGUUGGAAGCGUCCUCUUCUUCCUCGUCGAGGACCUCUAGCAUGUCCGCCCUCGAACAGCUCAAGACGUCCGCUGGGGAUAGUAAGUUCGUCAUUCCCACGCCUCCCCUCCAUACUAUAUCAAGCAUUGGAUGCUCUCAUUCUCCGUGCCGCCUUGCCCUCCUCUCUACUUGAUUCCUUCUUCACGAAUUCAUAUCUAUCUCCCUCAGCCCCCCCACCCCCCACCCUUUCUGCUCGAAUAACCGUGCGAUGAGAUCAGAGUUCUCUCGAAAUUUGGCAAACUUAUAUCGAUUUGAGUUUCCAUUUUGAUACCGGCGAUCCUGUCCCUCUUUCUGAGCCAUUGCAUCCAGUCUGGGAGAUGGGUUGCCGGUCUCGGACGAUCCCCAAUUCUCUUACAAAAGUGGAUAUUCACGCCUCCAUAUUGCUCCCUUUCCCAGGGUAUACAAAAGAACGGAGCAGCAUCAUGGUGAUUGGGCUCAGCGUUCACACGGCGCCUGUGGAGAUGCGUGAAAAGCUCGCCGUCCCUGAAGCGCAGUGGCCGCGCGCGAUUGCCGAGCUCUGCGACCUCCACCACAUCGAAGAGGCGGCCGUCCUUAGCACCUGCAACCGGAUGGAGAUCUAUGUCGUUGCCCUCUCCUGGCACCGGGGAAUCAGAGAGGUCAUCGGGUGGAUGUCCAAGGUACCGAGCUACUUCUCAACCCGCUUCACUCUUCUGCUCGCGGAUUCGCAGCUUCCCCUGCAUCUACCCCUUUGCUUCGCUUCCAUCUGAGAGGCUACGCCGCCGAUUACACCCCAUUCUAUCUUUCCCCCUGCAGGCCAGUGGGAUUCCUGCUUCUGAGCUCCAGAAGCACCUGUUCAUGCUCCGGGACAACGACGCAACGCGGCAUCUCUUCGAGGUUUCUGCAGGCCUGGACUCCCUCGUGCUGGGAGAAGGGCAGAUUCUCGCACAGGUUAAGCAAGUCGUCAGAGUUGGGCAAGAAGCCGGUGGCCUUGGAAAGAACAUUGACCGGCUCUUCAAGGACGCCAUCACCGCCGGGAAACGGGUCCGUUGCGAGACUAACAUCUCCUCCGGUGCAGUUUCUGUCAGCUCGGCAGCCGUCGAGUUGGCCUUAAUGAAGCUUCCCAGAGCCCACGCUCUCUCAGCUCGAAUGCUUCUGAUUGGAGCAGGCAAGAUGGGGAAGCUGGUGAUCAAGCAUUUGGCUGCAAAAGGCUGUACCAGGGUCGUCGUCGUUAAUCGUUCGGAGGAGAGGGUCGCUGCCAUCCGGGAAGACAUCAAAGAUAUCGAAAUCAUCUACCAGCCGCUGACCGAGAUGCUCUCUUGCGCUGCGGAAGCGGACGUGAUAUUCACAAGCACGGCCUCGGACACUCCCCUCUUCUUGAAGGAGCACGCGGAAGUUCUUCCCCCUGUGAGCGAACAAGUCGGGGGACGGCGGCUCUUCGUCGACAUCUCUGUCCCGAGGAAUGUCGGCGCAUGCGUGUCCAGUGUCGAGACGGCGCGAGUGUACAACGUCGACGACCUCAAGGAGGUGGUGGAAGCAAACAAGGAAGACCGCCUGCGCAAAGCCAUGGAGGCCCAGGUAAUCAUCACCGAAGAGAUGAAACGCUUCGGGGCCUGGAGGGACUCCCUGGAGACCGUGCCCACCAUCAAGAAGCUGAGGUCCUAUGCCGACAGAAUAAGGGUCUCGGAACUCGAGAAAUGCUUGCAGAAGAUGGGCGACGAGGCUCUGACCAAGAAGGUUCGGAAGGCUGUGGACGAGCUGAGCACCGGCAUCGUCAACAAGCUCCUGCACGGGCCGCUGCAGCACCUGAGGUGCGACGGCAGCGACAGCCGGAGCCUCGACGAGACACUCGACAACAUGCAUGCGCUCAACAGGAUGUUCAGUUUGGACACUGAGAAGUCCAUCUUGGAGCAGAAGAUCAAGGCCAAAGUCGACAAAGCGCAGAGAUAG
Spirodela intermedia is the source of this 2174-nucleotide messenger RNA. The record is from the annotation of a GenBank genome assembly. NCBI's taxonomy places the organism in Eukaryota, Viridiplantae, Streptophyta, Magnoliopsida, Alismatales, Araceae.